GUACAGGAUGGUUCGAAUCGUUGUUUUAUUUAUUUUAGGGUGUAAUUUGGGUACGAUUUGGGCUUCUACGAAAUAUGCACACGUGAUAGAAUCGAUGGGGCCCUGUACUGGUCCAGAUUACGCCGAUGUUGAAGUUCCAUUAACGAAUGUAAAAUUGACGAAACUCAAUCGAACUGCGAAGACCAUUAGCUUCGAUUUCGACUUUCCAGUACCCAUAGAUGAUAAUAUUUACGUGUCCAUAAAAAUUGAAAAACUCAACGGAGCUUCGAAAGAAGUCACCUUCAUUCCGCAGAUCAACAAUCCCUGUCCGUUCUUUUUGAAAAUGUACCCCAAAUAUUACAUAUUAAUAAUGAGUAAUAUCGGAGUCAAGCAGCCUGAUAAAUGUCCCAUACCGGCAGGGCAUUAUAGUUUGAAAAACUUUGUUUUCAAUAUCGCAGACAGCGGUUACAAUAACUUUCCCAUGAAAGGAAAAUUCAGGAUUCGAACAAUCUUCGGCGAGAGAAAGACUAAGAAGAUCAUAACUUGUGUGGAAACUCUUUCCGAUCAUUACGCAGAGUAAUUUAGAAAUUUAAUUGAAUAUUUAAUAAUUUAAUGCAUUUAUUAAAAAUCGCUCAGAAUUAUUCUGCACUGAAUAAAAUAUCCUAAAAGCACCAAUCAUAAUUUUAUUAGUUGUAUUUAA
Messenger RNA from Phyllotreta striolata, 679 nucleotides. The record is from the annotation of a GenBank genome assembly. NCBI's taxonomy places the organism in Eukaryota, Metazoa, Arthropoda, Insecta, Coleoptera, Chrysomelidae.